Gossypium arboreum is the source of this 1953-nucleotide messenger RNA. Its product is annotated as UDP-glycosyltransferase 73C4-like. Gene Ontology annotation, molecular function: UDP-glycosyltransferase activity. The record is from RefSeq and is a predicted model, not a curated record. Bases 74 to 1555 code for a protein of 493 amino acids. Lineage: Eukaryota; Viridiplantae; Streptophyta; Magnoliopsida; Malvales; Malvaceae. The transcript has a single exon.
ACCAACAACAAAAAAAAAAAAAACCAUAUUUGCCUGAUAAGUUAUCUGCCAUCCUUAAAAUCUCCAAUUAGCAAUGGCCUUGAAGUCUACCAAACCUCAUUUCGUAUUGAUACCCUUUAUGUGCCAAGGGCACCUUCUUCCCUUGAUAGACAUAGGCAGGCUAUUGGCUGACCGUAAUGUAAUCGUUACUAUAAUUACCACACCUCAGAAUGCUGCUCGUUUUAGUGCAGGUGUCAAUCGCGACAUUGGAUCCAAGCUAUCCAUCUCAGUUCGUGAACUUCGAUUCCCGGCUGCAGAAGCCGGUUUGCCAGAUGGGUGUGAAACAGUCGACAAUCUCCCUUCCAUGGACCUCAUGAGCAACUUCCAUUCUGCAAUGAGCAUGCUGCAGGUGCCACUGGAGAAGCUAUUACGUGAGCUAAAGCCUUGUCCAAACUGCAUAAUACAUGAUAAGCACUUCACUUGGAUGGGUGAAAUCGCCUCCAAGCUUCAGAUUCCAAGGAUUUUAUUUGAUGGAAAAAGCUGUUUCACUCACUUGUGCAGUCAUAACAUAAGCACUUCCAAGGUCCAUGAAUGUGUCUCCGAAGGAGAGCCUUUUGCUGUGCCGGGACUGCCCGAUCAAAUCGAAUUCACUAUAGGGCAGUUACCUGGAAACCUCAAUCCAAGAUCAAACAUGAAAGAGCUUAGUAAGAAGAUAAUAGCAGCUGAAGAAGGAGCUUACGGAUCAAUAGUAAACAGCUUCGAGGAGUUGGAAGCCGAAUAUGCGAAAUCAUAUCAAAAGAUCAAAGAACAUAAAGUGUGGUGCGUAGGUCCUGCGUCAUUAUGCAACAAGGAUAACAUUGAUAAAGCUAAAAGAGGUAACGAGGCUCUAACAGAUGAAAACCAAUGCUUGAAAUGGCUUGAUUCCUGGCCUGCAAGCUCAGUAAUCUAUGUUUGCUUUGGAAGCCUCAACCGUUUAACACCUCCUCAGUUAAUGGAACUGGGUUUAGCCUUGGAAGCAUCAAAUAAACCCUUCAUUUGGGUUAUUAGAGGAGGAUAUAAAAGAGAAGAAAUGGAAAAAUGGUUAGCCGAAGAUGGAUUCGAAGAAAGGGUAAAAGGAAGAGGCCUUUUGAUAAGAGGAUGGGCACCGCAACUGUUAAUUUUAUCACACCCCUCCGUUGGAGGAUUUUUGACACACUGUGGGUGGAAUUCCACACUUGAAGGAAUCAGUUGUGGGGUGCCAAUGAUAACAUGGCCCUUGUUUGCCGAGCAGUUCUUUAACGAGAAGCACCUUGUGCAAGUACUGAAAGUUGGUGUUAGAGUUGGGGUGGAAUUUGUGGUGCAUAUGGGGGAGGAAGAUAAAUAUGGGGUGCUGGUGAAGAGUGAAGAUAUUAAAAAAGCUGUUGAGAGUUUAAUGGAUGAAGGAAAGGAAGGAGAAGAGAGAAGGGAAAGGGCAAGAAACCUAGCUGAGAUGGCGAAGAAAGCUGUUGAAGAAGGAGGCUCUUCUUAUCUUAACAUUGCACUACUGAUUGAAGAUAUCAAGCAACAGGAAACCAUAGCUGGUCCAGAUGUAGCAUGAGACCAGAAGGUCUCAAAUUCAUUAGUAACUUGUUCAUUUACAAUGAUUCAAAAUCUUGAUGUAUUUCCAAUAAAGAAGGUCUAAUUAUAUUGCCCUGCUAUUGUCUUUCUGUUCAUUUUUAAGUUCAAACUUAGUCAACAAUAUAUGUUAUUCGGAUUUGGUUAUCGGAUGGAGGUUUCCAAAAGGUUUCCAAAUCUGCAAGUUCAAGCACGACCACUGACCGAUGAAUGGAGAAGCCAUCUGUUAGCCACAGAAGGGUUGAAGAACGGGGAACAAAGAUUUAUGAGAAACGGAGUAACUGGAUAUGCAGAAGAGGCAGUGGAAAGAGACCGGCGGGGGGUGGUGUUGCCAGAAUGAGAUUCCUUUGCUCCGAUGUAGUAAUCUGAAGGAGGAGAGAU